GCGGCGGGGCGUCCCCUUCCUGCCCGCCGAUGCCCGGUGCGGCGGGCGGGCGGCGGGGCGGCCCGCGGGGGCUGCUGGCGCUGGGGGCCGUGCUGGGCUGGCUGGCGGCGCUGCACCUGCUGCUGGACCUCUGGGUGCUGGUGCUGCUCUGCGGGGCGCUGGCGGCGCUGGGCGGCUGGCUGGGGCCCCGUGCCCUGGCGGGCGGCGGGUGCCGGCUGCGCCUGGAGCGCUUCGUGGCCCUGCAGCCGCCGCCGCGCAGCGCCGAGGCCGAGCGGCAGCUGGAGCGGGAGAUCGCCGGCACCAUCCGCAAGGUCGUCCGCGACUUCGUCUCCUCCUGGUACCGCGCCGUCAGCGGCGGGCGGGCCUUCGAGGCCGAGGUGGAGAAGGCCAUGGCGGGCCUGGCGGCCGAGCUCCGGCGGCGGAUGGAGCGGGUGGACCGCCGGGCCCUGGCCCGUCGCCUGCUGCUGCUCUGCGGCCGCCACCUGCAGAGCUACCUGGGGGCCCGGCAGGCGCUGCGGGGCACCGCCGCGGGCGGCCCGCAGCUGUGGCGCGAGUACGGGCGGCUGGCGGGGCCGCACCCGGCGCUGCGCAGCCCCGAGGCCGAGGUGGGCUACGCCCGGGCCGCCGUGGAGCGGCUGCUGCGGGCCCUGGUGCCCCGGCCCCACCUGGAGACGCGGACGGGCCGCUUCGUGGUGGUGGAGCUGGUCACCUGCAACGUCCUCCUGCCCGCCCUCCACAAGAUGGCCGACCCCGACUCCAUCAACCUGCUGCUGGUGGCGGCUUUCUCCAAGGCGGGCGGGAAGAGACGCCGGGGAGCAGAGCCGGCCACCUCCGGCCCACUCGCCCCGCGGCCCGAUUCCUCGCACCCCGCGGCCCCGGGGGAGGCCGUUGCCGAUGGGCCUCCUCCCUCCCCGCGGGGCCCCGAGCUCCCCGGAGGCGAGGCGGGGGAGGCCUGCGAGCGCGGCGCCCUGGAGAAGGAGGAUGAGGAGGACACGGUGAGCGGAGAGAGCCGCGCUGAGGCGAGGAAGGGCGGAGGCACACCAGUGCGGCCCCUCCGGCCCCCCGCGCUGGGCUCCCUGUUCCCCUGUGAGGACUUGGCGCCGCCGUCUCCCAUCUCCGAGCCGGGCAAGGACACGGAGCUGCCAGCGCCCUUGUUGGUGGAGGAGCUCCUCGCCGACCCACCGCAGGACGUCGUCGUGGUGGCGGAGGCGCCGGGCGGCUCAGAGGAUGGGGACCCGGAGGAGGGCACGGCCUCCGGCGUGGGCUUGGGCCUGCCUCCCCCCUCUGCAGCUGCGCAGGGCCCCUGCCCCGACAUCUACGUCGACCUGGCGGUGGAGGAGGAAGAGGGCUCGGCCUCCCCCGCCGCCCGCCUGGCCGUGCCCAGGAAGCCCUUCGCGCAGAGACCCUCCUGCCUGGGGAGGGAGCUGGGGGUGUCGGAGAUGGCGGCGCAGAGCCCCCUGGACCCCGGCCAGCCGCUGCCCCUGCUCUCCUCUUCCCCCACGGCCCCCGUCAACACCUUCAGCUUUGAGCCCCUCAGCAGCCCCGAGGGGCCGGUGGUCAUCCAGAACCUGCGGAUAACCGGUACCAUCACCGCCCGAGAGCACAGCGGCACCGGCUUCCACCCCUACACCCUCUACACCGUCAAGUACGAGACGGCCCUGGAGGGCGAGGGUGCUGGCAGCCUUCAGCAAAUGGCCUACCACACCGUGAACCGCCGGUACCGGGAGUUCCUGAACCUCCAGACCAGGCUGGAGGAGAAACCGGAGCUCCGCAAGUUCCUGAAAAAUAUCAAAGGCCCAAAGAAACUGUUCCCUGAUCUACCAUUUGGAAACAUGGACAGCGAUAAGGUGGAAGCCAGAAAAAGUCUCCUAGAGUCUUUCUUGAAGCAAUUGUGCGCAGUCCCUGAGAUCGCAAACAGCGAGGAGGUGCAGGAGUUCCUCGCCCUGAACACCGAUGCCAGGAUCGCGUUCGUCAAGAAGCCCUUCGUUGUCUCCAGGAUAGACAAGAUAGUUGUCAAUGCCAUCGUGGACACCUUGAAGACGGCGUUCCCCAGGUCGGAGCCCCAGAGCCCCACGGAGGAUCUCAGCGAGUCAGAAGUAGAUGGAAAAUCUCAGACAGAUGGGAAGAAGGCUAACAAGUCCAGACUGAGGUUCCCAUCCAGUAAAAUCACUCCGGUGCUGAGUGCGGGUGAAGCACACGACAGGAUUCUGUACUCCCUCAGAGAGGGCAGCACUGUCUCCGGCACCCUGUCGCUGGCUGGUAUGGAGUCCUUCAUCCAGAAGCAGGAGAAGCUGCUGGAGGCAGUGCCCAGCGCUGCCCCUGACGGCGAGGGAGGCAGAGAAGCCAAGGAAUUCUGCGUGCACCAGGAAACAGAUGUGCUGGGCCCAUCUCAACAGGGGAUGCAUCCGGACACGGGCGCUGACUCUGAGACAGCUUUGGCUGACCUGGCCCUGGACUUGCUGCGUCUGCUUCUGAUGGAUCACUGGAGCUGGCUAUGCACGGAGAACAUGCAGAAGGUCUUCGACCUGCUUUUCGGGACCCUCAUUCAAAGGUGGCUGGAAGUCCAGGUGGUUAACCUGACCUGCACCCAGCGUUGGGUCCAGUACCUCCAGUUGCUGCAGGAAUCCAUCUGGCCUGGAGGAGUUUUACCAGCGCUGCCUAAACCAGUCAGGACGCAGGAGCAGAAGAAAGCGGCAGCAGAGCAGGCCUUGCAGAGCUUGAUGGGACUCUUACCUGAAGUGAUCCAAGAAAUCCUGGGAACUAGUAAAUGUCGCCUGAGCUGGAACCUGGUACUGGAGUCAUUGGGUCAGCCGGUCAUAAACAGGCACCUGGUUUUCUGCCUCUUGGACAUUCUGCUGGAGUUCUUGGUUCUGAAGGACUCCAGCGAUGAGCUCGAGACAACAGCUGUUGCGCCGUCUGCCUCUAGCAGCCUGGAGAAAGCAGGCCUGUCAGCACAUUAACUGGGGCUGGUGUAGCCAACAGCGAAGGAGAGGAGAAGCUAGGAUGAUUCAUCUCUCUUUUCAGCACUUGCUGAACCUGUCUGGGAGCUUCUUGUAAAGAAUUUCUCCAGCUAGUGCUAAAUGAGGUUUCUUCCAGGCUUCUCUGUUUUGCCUGUGCGAUAGAUUAAAGCCAGUGUCCAUGGCUGGAGAUGUUUUUCUGCCGUAUGGUGUCUGUUCUAUUGCUGACAUGAUGGAGAGCCUGGAUGGAAGAUGCCUGACUUCUGCUGAGCUGGACAGUCUGAGAAGGACAUGCUGCCUGGCCACAAACCUCCUUUGGAUGUAGUUUCGUGUCCCAUGUGUCUGAACACCCCAAAGAGAUGAAAGUUGAUGGCACGUAAGCUUUGCUGCUGUGGCCUCGAGCUCCAUCUGGCACUGAGGUACAGAGAUGCGAUAUGACAGUAUCUUCCUGGCAGAUGUUUCUCCAGGACAGGUGAAGAGGACCAAAUGCUGUCCUUGCUUCCUCUAAGCAGCCUGCCCUGUGCCUGUCUCAUUCCCUCUGUUUUACCAGAAGCAAAGCAAGGGAAAAAAAUGGAGCACGAUGAUUUGAUGAUAGCCUAAAGUCAGAGUCAGGAGCCCAUCCUCCUACCCAACUACCUGGCAAGUCCAAAGGGAUGCAGGGAUCAAAGCUGCCAUCCUGCCUUAGGGACACGGAUGAGCUGCCUCCUGCUGCCACCACUCCAGCGUGGUCUUGUUCUGGUAUUUUAUACUGCCUAAACAGAGGGAGGCAAGUCGGGUAAACUGUGGUCUGGAAAACAGGACUGUCCCCAGGCUUAAAGAGGAACAGUGGCUUAGCUGGACCUAAGAAUUGCCCUGUAUUUUGCCUGCUGAGCCAUGUUUUAGUCCCAGAGGCUCUCACUUGGAAGGCAUGGCAGAAAAUGAGCUGGCCCAUGUGUGACGCUUGGCAAGUAAAUCUGCUCCCAUGCAAAAGUGCUUGUCGCAGCAAGCUCUUGGAGAGCAGUGAUCACCUCAGAGCCCGUGGGGGAUAUUGGACACAUCUCAUGGGCAGCCUGUGUGUUGGACCACCACAACUGGUUUAAAAGCAUCCCCUUAAUUCUGCUGUUGAUUGCUAUCUCACCACGCUUUUGUUUGCUACACGUACUGUUACAACAGUUGUGUGCAGAGUGCUCUGGAAAGCUUGUAAGGUCACGCCAUCCAGUGCAGAAUGGCACAUCUGUCUGACAUCCAAGAACAUCCAAGAUUUCAGUGGUUUUGCGAGCUUACAUUGCCUAGCUGUCAAAUAUGUGGCAGAGCAGAGGGACAAGGAGAAUAUGCACCAACGAAUCUGUUUGUGUUACUCCCAGGAUACGGAUCGUCAAACUGACUGGCACUGGACUUUAUUGUUCAAGCGGAUACUGCUUCCCGGUGUUGCUGCAGGCGAAAGCACUUUAGAAGACCCAGAAAGAGAGAAAUGCGCAGGAUCACAGCUAGUUUUGAUGCUACGGUACCAAAUGGUGCAGUUCCUACAGCCUGCUGUUCUGCUGGGCUGGAGCUGGAUACUCUGCAGCACGUUUGGAGAGAAGGCUGUGCACCUCCAGCGUGUGUACUAUUGAGAGCACAGGCUCUGCUCUUUCAGAGGCAGCUGCUUAAUAAUUCACACGUGUGUGCUUCUUCACGCUUCUGGUGUUUGUGUGUAAUGUGUGGCAAAUAUUGGGAAGGAUUAGAUUACUGCCAGCGAGUAUAUUUUUAGGGAGCUCCAAGGACAUCCCAAGACCAGGCAGAAUCCAAUGAAAUGAAGGAAAGCAGUCUUUACUUUGGUUAUCAGAGCAGUUUCUCAACAGUGACUCUUCAGAGAGAGUGGACUUGCCUCCUGCUUGGAAAAGGAGAGAGCAUGUAUGUUGAGUAGCUUAAGAGCAGAUUAGGCAAAGUGCUGGAGAGUGUUUUAUAUGGGCUAAUCCCAACAAGGAGUAGGCUGGGAGGCAGAGCCCCCGAAUGUCCGUAGGCCCAACAUCCACACAGAGCCCCGCUUUACCCUCUCUUUUACUACCAGGCUCCUGUUUUCCUUCUUUUUCCUGUGACUUAAUUUAUUACAUCACUUGUCCUGACAGGACUGGGAGAGGCAGGAGGUAAAAGGAGCCAUCAGUUGGGGACAAUACACCAAAGCCCUGUAUUGUGGUUGGUGGCUUCCCAGAUGUUCUUGGUGUGCUUGCUUGCAAUUGCUUCCUCAUUGGCUUUAUGGUUUUGGAGGCCGGAGACUGUAGUCUCUCGUUGGUUAGGAAUAUCACUAAAAAGCUGUUUGCUGAGAAGGGUCAUUCAGAGAUGGACUGCACUGCCCGCUCCACCUGAGGUCAGAGGCCUAACCCAGGUGUUACGGACGCUGGAUGUGGCAUUGGAAGGAUGAGCUUCCACUUCUCAUUCUCCAGGAAGGCUCUAAUAGCCCUGCCUUUAACCCUGACCUGUGAUAUUACGCAAAUGACUCUAUUCAUUCCUCCUGAUGGAAAUAAUUUGUGAUUUCCGCUGGCGGGCUCCAAGGAGCAUAGCUUGAGAGCCGGCACUUAGCUGGAAUGCUGUGACAAUGAUUUGCAGUUGUACCAGACAAGCGCUUUGUGUGUGUACUCCUCUGGCCCUUUCAUGCAAGGACCUUGGAGCAUGCGUUUUGCAGGCUUCAGUUAACUUCCAGAACUUGCUCGCAUGGCAGAGUAGCAGCAUCUCUUCUGUGUUUAUGUUGGAGGAGCUGGGGCGGAGAGAUGAAGUGAGUUUACAAAGUGCAUGCACUUCAAGUCAGCGACAGUCAGGAGCAGACCCCAGCAGUUUGGAUUGAGAGAUCUUUGUUUUAAUCUCCAGAAUCCCCUUUCUUUUCUUAGAGCAAGGACAACAGAAACCAGGAUUCCCGGAGCCCUUUCUCAUGCUCUUACUGGCGAGGCUUCAAGCUCCCGUUCUCUCCUUCGUAGAUCUUAGGCCAUUCUCACAGCUGAGAACAAGCUGCCCAGGAACAGCAUAGGAACAAGUAGCCCCUCUCUGUAUCUUGUUGUUAAGGACUAUAAAACCCAUUAGAAGUUAAGAUUUUUUUUCCUUAUUGUCAGUUCUUUGCUCUGCUACAGUUUUGAGAUUAAAUUGAGCACAACGGUGGCAAAGGCCAACUUCUGCAUUCAGGUGGGCUGAAAGUUUAUUUCCUCUGGACUGUGACUGAAAGCAUUGCUUUGGUAAAACAAACAGAGCCCACAAAAAAGCUAACUCACUCUGUGUCUCUAAUACUCCCAGCAAGCUCCCUUUUCCACAGGAAUUUGUUCAGAAGGCUUGAGCCACCCCUUACUAAAGGAGGCUGGUGAGAGCAGCCAGAUAUGCAAGGCUUUUUGCUGAUGCAUUAUAUUUCAGACAUCAUAUUAGAUACAGAGCAACACGUGGUCCAGGUGGGCGUCCUGCCCUUGAGAAAGGGAGAGUCCCCGAGUUGCUUUGAAUGUGUGAAAUGAAUUGAAGCAGAGACCGGCGUGGUCUUGGGUGUACGUCCUAUUGGAGAUGUACGGUCUGCCUCCAGCCCAUCACCAGAUAACUGCUUGGCUUGGAGGAAAGCAUUUCAUUUCUCUCCGCCUCAGUUUUCCUUGGCAUUAGCAGUGUCUGCUUAUGUGGUUGUGCGGCACUGAGCACAGUGUUACAGAGCUUCAGGACACCACUAUAAGCUAAAUAACGGUUGCUGUACUGAGCCAGAGCUUGUUUUUCAAUUUUCAGGAAAAAAGAGUGUAACCUUGUGCUGACUCCCUGUCAUCUUUCCUGUAUUCAAACCUCUGUGUCAGGUAUUUGUGGGUCCCGCUUUUCAAAUUUGUGUGGAGCAGUGCUGUCCUGAGAACCUGUUUUGUCGUCAAUGGGGAACAAACUGGUGCUCCAAAGUACUCAUGACUUCUGCUCUGACUGUGUACAAUAAUACCCCAUCUCAAACAUCAUUCUGCAUUUGGAUUUCAAAUUGACCCUUGCCAAGAAACUACCUGCCAGAGAGCCCAUACAAAGAAAAGAGCAAGCAGGGGAGAGGCGAGAAAGCCCGGGUUGGAGUGGGAAGCAGGGGGUUAGCUCCUUCAUCAGCAGCGCUUGGAGGAAAAUCCAUGCUUAUAGUGGAAUCCAGGACCUUUCAGUAGCGUGGAACAGCCGGCUUCAGUACUGCUCUCUGGCUAGAAAACCUGACGCUGGUUAGUGGUGGUCACAGCCUGCCCGGAAGAGAAAUAGCUUAAAGGGCAGGUUGUCAUUUUCCCGAGUGUUAAUGGUGUCCCAGGAUGCAGGGCUGGUGGCAGUGGGUCUGGGACAGUGGUUUGACCUGCACGUGGGAGGCAAUAGCGGGAGUGGCAGCAACUGCAGUUAAGGGGGGGUUAGCUGUUAAGACAGGCAUCUUCAGAGCCCAGGCUUGCAGCUGGGUCAGAGAGAGGGACAGUUCUCCUGUCUCUGGUGCCAUCAGCAUUGCUUCUCUCUCUGAUAAGCCAGCUUCUUGAUUUAGGAUUUCCAGUGAGCGUGGAAACAGAGAAGCAAUUUGGAGCGCUUCUGGAAGAAAGUGAAAGACGCCCAGAUAUGCAUGGUCGUGCAGACCUGCCGCCUCAUUCCUUGAGCUCUGCUGUUUAGGAAGUUCGCCUUGAUAUCAGUCCUGCAGGAGGAAAGCUGGUAAGCUAUAAGGAAACAGGAGAGAAUGUCUCAAAAAGAAAAAAUUCCAUGUGAAAGUUGAAAUAUUAUGUUGGGGGGAAAAAAAAGAGGAGGAGGAAGAACUUUAUACAAUGAAUGCUUGGGUCAUGUAUUAUUCUAGAUUAGCUCUGCCACAGAAAGAUCCUGAACGCCCUAUGAAAUCCAUUACCUACAAGCCAGUGAACAUUUGUAUCGCACAUGAUGCAGGGAUCAUAGCUGAAGCCAAGUUCCCCUCUAUAAUAUCCACCCCAGGGUAGAUUGGUCCCUUUCCAGUGUCAACAGCCGGAGGAUUAAGCAUUUAUCUCUGCAGAACAGUGGGUAAUUAAUACCAGGUCGAACUAGGGUACACUCGAGAGAACUUGCUUGUGACUGUAGUUGUGACUGAGUGUGGCUUUACUCCUGCAGGCGAGCUGGGGGAGUGGGACAGGGUUUAGCGUGUACCACGCGGGCAGGCGUUGUCUCUCUGAUGCCUGAUGCUCUGCUACGAGGCACGCUUCCUGACGCGGCUGAGUAUGAGCUCUCUCGUUAAGGCCCCAGGCGGUAGGCAGGAGGGCCAAGCACUCAUCAGGAAACCUUUCCUUCCAGCAAAGCUUUGGAAGAAUAGAAUCAAGAUGCUGUGAUUUGCCAUAUUUUGGACUUAAAUGUAAAAUCCAGGUUUUGGCACUUCAGGCUUUCUUGAAAUAAAUUAAUGUCAAUAUCCUG
Messenger RNA from Dromaius novaehollandiae (emu), 8297 nucleotides. It is a transcript of the gene SNX19, whose product is annotated as sorting nexin 19. The record is from RefSeq and is a predicted model, not a curated record. Lineage: Eukaryota; Metazoa; Chordata; Aves; Casuariiformes; Dromaiidae. The transcript has 11 exons. Gene Ontology annotation, molecular function: phosphatidylinositol binding. The coding region runs from base 30 to 2960 and encodes 976 amino acids. Gene Ontology annotation, cellular component: intracellular membrane-bounded organelle.